Molecule: messenger RNA, 1246 nt
Organism: Suillus paluster
Lineage: Eukaryota; Fungi; Basidiomycota; Agaricomycetes; Boletales; Suillaceae
Exons: 14
Coding region: 74-1048 (324 amino acids)
Biological process (GO): protein refolding
Cellular component (GO): cytoplasm
Molecular function (GO): Hsp70 protein binding
Source: RefSeq, a predicted model, not a curated record
AAAUAUAUGACCUGCUGGCAGCUGCAAAUCAUCUGCCUUCAGUCCCGCCUCUCCCUAAAUACCUUGGUCCGUAAUGCACUGGGUGUCAAACGUAGCCAUUCUAUGGCUGCUUUUUGCUGUUCUUGUUAGCGCAGCCGAUCUCUACAAAGUUCUUGAGCUGUCCAAACAUGCAUCGGAGCAGGAUAUCCGCAAAGCGUACAAGCGCCUGAGCAGGAAGUAUCACCCUGACAAAAAUACAGAUCCAGGGGCGGAGGACAAGUUCGUUGACAUUGCUCAUGCAUAUGAAGUCCUUUCAGACACCACGAAACGCCAAAUUUAUGACAGGCAUGGUGAAGAAGGAUUGAGGGCGCACGAAGGUGGACAACAGCAUCAUGCCAUCCUUUCGACAUAUUUUCCAACGUCUUCGGUUGGUGCCUUCAAUACACAGCAACAAGUUUCACUCGCAGAUAUGUAUAUGGGUGCUAAUAUUGACGAAAAAGAUACUUGUGAUCACUGUCGCGGCUCAGGCGCUGCUUCAGACGGCGACAUCCAUACUUGUUCAGGAUGUGGUGGACACGGCGUGAAAACCUUCAAACAGCAAAUAUUUCCCGCCUGUUUGCAACAGUCCGCAAAGGUGGUCGAGCAUAUACAACACUAUACUCUGGAGUUGCAACCAGGUACACCAGAAGGGUUUGAGGUCGUGUUUGAGGGAGAGGGAGAUGAGAACCCAGACUGGGAGGCUGGCGACGUUGUUUUGAGAGUGCGAAGUAGGAAGGACAAAGGUGCCUGGUCGCGGAAGGAGAACAGCCUCUUAUGCACUCCUCGGAUCCAACGUAAUAUCACGCAUCUCGACGGUCACGUCGUCGAGAUAAAUCGCCAGGGAGUGACCCAACCUAGUUAUGUUCAAACUAUAGAAGGCGAGGGGAUGCCCCUGCAUCAGACAGACAAUUUCGGCGACCUUUUUAUAGAGUACAAUGUUGUGUUACCUGUUGAGCUCAGCUCAGAUAUUCGGCAAAAACUCGCCGAGGCAUUUUAUGGAUCAAGUCACCGCGAUAGAGAUGAGCUAUAGAUUUCUUGGAUAAAUGGCAAAUUUGUCGUAAUUUAUCUUUUUCCGAGAGCUUGUUAGUUUGCGUGAAAGUAGAUUAUCACCUGCCAAAUCAAGCGUUGCGGUGCUGUGCAUGACCUGCCCUAAGGUCGCACUGCAUAUAAGAGAGCCUGGAUGCGGUUUUGGUUUUCUUCGGUUCCGGACCCCUUCGGCAUGGACGAG